AUGAGGCUUGAAUGGGAUCAACCUCCUAGUGAAAUGAGGCCACCUGGUUCAAUUCCCAUCAAGGACUAUGCAAUAGAUACACCCUUGAAUAAAUCAGCGUUGCCCGUAGGAGGUGAUCAAUCUCAUGAAGUGAAGAUUGAUGUUAAACCCAACAGUGCAAUUGCAGCGAUAAAUUUUGUUCUCAAGGAUGAAGAAACUGGUGCUUGGUAUCAGCAUAGAGGGAGAGAUUUUAGAGUGCCUCUUGUGGACUACCUGCAAGAGGAUGAAAAUGUGGUUGGAGCAAAAUGGGGCUUGGGCGCAUGGCCAGGAGCUUUGGGGAAGCUAUCAAAUGCGUUUGUCAAAGCAGAAUCACCAUACUCCAAAGAUCAAGAUAGCAGCAAUGAAUCCAGAGACGCUCAACAGAAAACUAGGCGUGUAGAAGAGUUCUAUGAAGAACUGGCCAUUGCAAAAGAAAUUGCUGUGAAUAAUUCAGUAACUGUUUCUGUAAGGAAGUGCCCUGAGACAGCUAAGAAUCUUCUAUGCUUAGAAACAGAUUUGCCUGAUCAUGUUGUUGUUCACUGGGGAGUUUGUAGAGAUGAUACUAAAAGAUGGGAAAUUCCAGCUGCCCCACAUACACCAGAAACAGUAGUAUUCAAGGACAAGGCUUUGCGGACUCGAUUACAGCAAAAAGAGGGUGGAAAAGGAUGUUGGGCAUUGUUUACUUUGGAAGGACUCGCAGGAUUUCUUUUUGUUUUCAAACUAAAUGAAAGUACGUGGUUGAAAUGUGUGGCCAAUGACUUCUACAUCCCUCUGUCCAGCUCAAAUCACUCAAUUGCUAUUGCUAUACCAAGAGAGGUUCCAUCUGAAGAUGCAAAAGCAGUUCAAGAAAAAAAAAUUACUGCAUAUACCAAUGGAAUAAUAAAUGAAAUAAGGAACUUAGUGAGUGACAUUUCCUCUGAGAAGAAUCAAAAGACAAAGUCCAAAGAAGCACAAGAAAGCAUUCUUCAAGAAAUAGAAAAAUUGGCUUCCGAAGCCCAUAGUAUCUUCCGAAGCACUGUUCCAACUUUCACAGAGGAAGCAAUUUCAGAGACUGAAGAAUUGAAAGCCCCCGUCAAAAUAUGCUCAGGGACAGGCACAGGUUUUGAAAUAUUGUGCCAAGGUUUUAACUGGGAAUCUCAUAAAUCUGGAAGAUGGUACAUGGAACUCCAAAGUAAAGCUGCAGAAUUAUCUUCACUAGGUUUCACUGUGAUUUGGUUACCACCCCCUACAGACUCUGUGUCACCUGAAGGGUACAUGCCGAAGGAUUUAUAUAAUCUGAACUCCAGAUACGGAAAUAUUGACGAACUGAAGGAGACUGUGAGGACAUUCCAUAAAGUCGGUAUAAAAGUUCUUGGAGAUGCUGUGCUGAACCACCGUUGUGCAGAAUAUCAGAAUCAAAAUGGGGUAAAAAGUGUGAACCUUGCAGCUUAUGGAAUUGCCUUCGUAUGUCUAUCAUAUGUGCAGAGUGAAUGUUUAUAUGCCGAAGUUUGCCUAGGCAGGGGCAAUAAAAGUAGCGGGGAGUGUUUUCAUGCUGCUCCAAACAUUGAUCAUUCACAAGAUUUUGUGAGGAAGGAUAUCAAAGAAUGGUUACACUGGCUAAGGGAAGAAAUUGGGUAUGACGGAUGGAGGCUUGAUUUUGUUAGAGGAUUUUGGGGUGGUUAUGUCAAGGACUACAUAGAUUCUACUGAGCCCUACUUUGCUGUAGGCGAGUAUUGGGAUUCCCUAUGUUAUACAUACGGUGAAAUGGAUCACAAUCAAGAUGCACACAGGCAGAGAAUUGUUGAUUGGAUCAAUGCUACUAAUGGAACUGCUGGUGCAUUUGAUGUCACAACAAAAGGGAUUCUCCACGCAUACACCCCCGUGGUAUCAGACGGGCUUGUAUUGAUUCAUAGGCACUGGAAAGAUGCGAGUAUUGGCGAUUCUCAGAUCAGAAGGGAAAAGCCUCCAGGGGUUCUUGGAUGGUGGCCAUCUCGUGCUGUCACUUUCAUAGAGAAUCACGAUACUGGUUCUACUCAGGGUCAUUGGAGGUUUCCACAUGAUAAAGAAAUGCAAGGAUAUGCUUACAUUCUGACUCAUCCAGGAACACCAACAGUUUUCUAUGACCACAUUUUCUCUCACUACCAUUCUGAAAUUAAAGCUCUACUCUCUCUGAGAAACCGGAACAAGCUCAACUGUCGGAGUAGAGUUAAAAUCACCAAGGCAGAAAGAGACGUGUAUGCGGCCAUCAUUGAUGAAAAGGUUGCCGUAAAAAUCGGACCAGGUCACUAUGAACCCCAAAGUGGACCUCGGCAGAGACUACAAGGUCUGGCAGAGAACCUUGAAUUGAAGUUUUCUUGCCAUGCAUUUCCGGAGUUCAAGGGACUGUCAAAGCUCAACAGACGAUCGGAAAGACCUGCUUUCAGCAAUAGAAAAUUGCAGCGAGUCGGCUAG
This is a messenger RNA of Prunus armeniaca (apricot), 2448 nucleotides long. The record is from the annotation of a GenBank genome assembly. NCBI's taxonomy places the organism in Eukaryota, Viridiplantae, Streptophyta, Magnoliopsida, Rosales, Rosaceae.